UACACAGUAGGAGCCUCAGGAGCGCUUUGUCUUCAGGCGGAAUGCGGGGCCGGACCCUGAACCCUCGGACCAUUUACCCAGUGUUGCCGAAACUCGUUGCCCUCCUGCCCAUGUCCUGUCAGAAGCGACUUCACUGCAGAACCCACAGCCAGGAUCUCUCUGUGGACACGGCUGUGUUUCCGGAGAAGGUGAGCAACGGGAUGCUGAGGGGCAGCAGAGACAAGGAGGCCGUGGAUGUGCCUGAGGAAGGCCCAGCCCCCCAGGGGAUCAGCCCCACCUUCAUCGUUCAGGAGACCUCACUGUGA
Molecule: messenger RNA, 305 nt
Organism: Lagenorhynchus albirostris (white-beaked dolphin)
Lineage: Eukaryota; Metazoa; Chordata; Mammalia; Artiodactyla; Delphinidae
Product: sodium-dependent multivitamin transporter-like
Exons: 2
Coding region: 42-305 (87 amino acids)
Source: RefSeq, a predicted model, not a curated record